Molecule: messenger RNA, 2315 nt
Organism: Owenia fusiformis
Lineage: Eukaryota; Metazoa; Annelida; Polychaeta; Sabellida; Oweniidae
Source: the annotation of a GenBank genome assembly
CGAUUUUAGACAUUUUACACUUUGGAUCUCUCACUAUACGUUGUUGAGCCAUAAGGGUAACAGGAUGCUUAAAUACGCAGUGCUGUGUAUAUUGGUGGCAGUGGUGUGCGGAUCUCUCAUUAGUGAUGAUGCAACAGAUAAAAAUAAACUUGAUAAAGUUAUGGAUGAUUUUUACAAAUGGAAAUUGAAGACCUACCCGACGUUUGCAACAGGACAAGGCGUUCAUGAUUAUGACGACAAACUCACAUCGUACAACUAUACAGUGUUUGAUGGGCGUAGGGAAGCGUGUAUGGGAUUUCUACAGCGGGCGAAAGCGAUAAACAGAACAAGGAGUGAUCUAAACCCACAAGACUUAGUUAAUCUUCACGUUCUCAUUCAAGAUCUAACAUCAUAUACUGAAGGAAUCAGAUGGAAAAAUUAUGGUAACCUGAAUCCCAUAACCUUUCUUGAAGGGAUCCAUAGAAGUCCAGGGGGUUGGGUAAAUGCGAUGUUCAGAAACACAACUAAUUUGAAAUUAACAUUUGACAACUAUUUCAAGAGACUUCAAGCUGUUCCGGUCAUGAUAGAUGAGCACAUCGAAUGUAUGCGCCUAUCCAUAAAACUAAAUACAACUAAUAGUUUCUACUCCAUGGCCGCUGUUCCGGAGCAGAUGGAGGGAAUAUUUGUGAAUGUGACCCAAACGAGAUAUUGGUGGCCGAUGAAUGACACCCUGGACAACACAACUGUCUUCAAUGUAACAGAGAAAGAGCAAUUAAGAUCACGAGCUACAGAGCAGAUUCAGGAAAUAUUGUCAAAAUGGAAAGAUCUGAAAACAUUCAUCGAGGGGGAAUAUAUGAAUAAUACACGCCCUGAGAUUGGAGUGACUAGCUUUAAAGAUGGCGUUGAAUAUUACAAGGCAUGUCUGAACUGGCAUCUAACAUAUGAAUCUACUGCUGAGGAAGUACAUCAAAUAGGAUUAGACGAGGUGAAACGCAUUCAAGGAGACAUGCAAAAAGUAAUGACAAAUGUCGGUUGGACAGGUGAUUUACAAGGAUUCUUCGCACACCUGAAAAACAGAUCAGAGUUUUACAACCACACAGAGGAAGACCUAUUGAAAGGUUACCAAGAUAUUAUAGACAAACUGAUCAACCCAAAGCUGCACCUCGUUAUAAAAAAUGAAACGAUACCAACUGAACCAUGCGUGGUCAAGAGAAUGCCGUAUAACGGUCCCUCUGGUAGCUAUGGUGGAGGAACAUUCUGGGCCAACACGAGGAAACCAACAACACGGCCAAAUUUUACAAUGGUCGCACUUGCUUUGCAUGAAGCUAAUCCCGGACACCAUCUUCAAAACGUGCUAGCAAAAAGUAUAUCAAUUCCCAAAUUCAGACUAUGGGGGAGCGGAGGGGGAUACUACACCAUUCCUUUCAACUUCCCAUUUUAUACAACAUACUCGGAGGCCAAACUAUACUAUGAUUGCCCUUGCACUUCAUGAAGCAAAUCCGGGGCAUCAUCUACAGAUAACAACAAAUGACAAACUUCCUAACCCCGCUUUUAGGAGCCAUCUAUGGUACCAAGCUAGCUAUGCCAUUCCAUUCAAUUUCCCAUUUCAUACCACUUAUAUCGAGGGAUGGGGAUUGUACUCGGAAUAUCUUGGGGAAAAGGGAGAGUUAGAUGUCUACCCAACUCAGUAUGACUUAUUUGGUCGAUAUUCUUCAGAAAUGUUGAGGGCUUGUCGAUUGGUAGUUGACACUGGCAUGCACGCACUAGGCUGGAGCCGUCAGAGGGCCAUAGACUACAUUGCUAAUCUUACUGCAGAGCCAAUGAAUGACAUCAUUGUAGAGGUUGACCGUUAUAUCACUUGGCCUGGACAGGCAGUCGCAUAUAAGAUUGGAGAACUGGCUAUAAUGCGGAUGAGAGACAACGCAAAUAAAACAAUGGGUAAUGCGUUCGACAAAAGAGAGUUCAAUGACGUCAUACUGAGAUCAGGAAGAGUACCAAUGUCGAUUCUCCAACAGCAGAUAGAUGCAUAUGUAGCGUCUGGCAUAAGAUCCACCAGUCAACCUUCAACUGACGUUCAGUCAACUACGAAAGGAACAUCUGGAGCAGGCAUUGCAAACUGGACAUUUGCAGUUAUGAUGACAUUAUUCGUGCAUACAUGUACACUUAUAUCAUGAUUUUCAAAAUACUAUUUGACUGUAAAUAAUGAGAUGACGAUCAUGUGACCCUGUUUUGAAAUUUAUGCGGAAAAACGACAUUAAUAAGCAAAUGGUUGUAUUAACCCAAUAUCUAGUUUAAAAUUGUUUUUCCAAAUAUAACUGUUAAGUAUCAGUGUUCAC